AUGGGUAAUAGUUGUUCUUGUCAGUGCUAAACAAAAGGGAUGGAUGAAGUUGAACUCAAUACUAAUCAAAAACAGUUAAGCUAAUCAAAACCUAAUGCCAAAAUAGAUAUGGGUCAACAUUAGGAAGUUGAUGUAUAAAAGGGUAAUAAUAAAUAGGGGAAAGAAAAAAAUAUGGCUCAUCUUAAGGAUGAAGACGUUGCCUAAAUGGCAGGAGCAAGAAACAAUUCUAUAGAAGAUAGUUCUUCUCCAAAACUAAUGAAAAGAGAAAAUGGUAAAAUAUUAUGAUGGGAGUCUAGAUGAUAACAAACCAGAAGAUCGAUAUGUGUCAUUAGUUUAAUCGACAAAAGGAAAACUAACAAGGAUAAAGUUGAGUGCAAUAGAGAUGAAAAAUGGAGGAGUUUAUGAAGGGGAAUGGAAAAAUGGUUUGAGAGACGGUUAAGGGAAAUAUGUUUGGCCUGACAGAAGUUUUUAUGAGGGAGAAUGGGUUGAAGAUAAGGCAAAUGGAUUUGGAAAAUUAGGUAGAUUAAAAUUAUAAUAUUACAGUGCAUGUGGAUGGUGAUAUAUAUGAAGGUUAAUGGUUGGAUGAUAUGGCAAACGGUCGUGGAAUUUAUAUUCAUAGUGGUUAUUUAAUUGGAUAAUAAAUUAGGCGGAGCUCGAUAUGAAGGAGAUUGGAAGAACGAUUUAUAACAUGGUCAAGGAGUUGAAGUCUGGCCAGAUGGAGCAAAAUAUGAAGUAUAUAGAUGAUUAGUAUUAUAUUGUUAGGGUAGAUAUGAAAAUGGAAAGAAACAUGGCUAAGGCACUCUUACUUUUGCUGAUGGUAGUUUCUAUAAAGGGGAUUUCGUUGAGAAUGACAUCACUGGAUAUGGAGAAUAUUACUGGAAAGAUGGUAAAUCAUACAAAGGUUAAUGGAAUAAUAGUAAAAUGAAUGGAAAAGGUAUCACUCAAUGGGCAGAUGGUAAACGAUAUGAUGGAGAGUACAAGGAUGAUAAAAAGCAUGGUUUUGGUAUUUUCUAAUGGGAAAAUGGAAGAAUGUAUGAGGGAUAUUGGUUAAACGGCAAAUAACACGGAAAAGGGUUGAUCACUUUACCCAAUGGUGAGAAAAAAGAAGGAUAGUGGGAAAAUGGUAAAAGAAUUAAAUGGUUAAAUGCAGAUGAAUCACCAAAUAGUUGA
Messenger RNA from Paramecium pentaurelia, 1170 nucleotides. The record is from the annotation of a GenBank genome assembly. NCBI's taxonomy places the organism in Eukaryota, Ciliophora, Oligohymenophorea, Peniculida, Parameciidae.